UAAUAUUUCCUUUUAUUAUUUUGAGACAUGGCUUUAAUUGAUGAUUUUUCAAUUACUCUAAAUUAUAAUUGUUCAAUUGUUUUCACUUUUUUGGACACAAUUUUAAGCAGUAUAUGCCGUCAUCAUAAUGGGGCAAAAUCUCCGGACAAUGCUAAUUUUGGUCCUAUUGUUCAGCCCAAAGCGUAACACACUGCUCAUACUGCUUAUAUAAAAGUACCUACCUCCCCACCUUAAAAAUUCCCAAAAAUUUUGUUACAUAAUUUGAAAAAAAAAACCAUGUCAAAUGAAAGAGUAAGAAGAAGGGUAAACGAAAAGGUGAAAGAAAAAUUGAAAGAAAUAGAGACUCAACCCGAAAUUAGGGACCCAAACGAGCCUCCUGUUCCUAUUCUUACACGAAAAGAAUAUGGUGAUGGAUACGGAAAAGUGGGAAGACAUGUUGAAGUGAAAGUCAAUAGCUUUGAGGUGACAAAUAUCUCCAAAUACAACAAAUUUUUCAAGUAUAAUAUUGAGAUCAACCCUAUUGAUAAGGACAUUGAAGUUGACGUCAAGAGGGAAAGGUCAGACUAUGGCAAAAGUAUUCGACGCAGAGUUCUUAAAGAACUUAGUUUAGAAAUGGAGGAUUGGUUUCAUAAAGUAGUUUACGCAUAUGAUGGUGGCUCUACCCUCUACACAACGAGUUAUCUGGGAUUUGAUAAAGUGAAAGAUGUAAAGGCAGUCGUAAAGGAAGAAAUUAGUAUUGCAAAUUUACAAAAUCUUGAUGGAGAACCCACUCGAUAUAAAGUAAUCAUUAACCGUUUAGACACUAUCAUCGAGCUAACUCAAAUAAAUAAGUACAUUAAUGGAGAAGAAUUUGAGUGGGAAUUUUUUAGCGACGAAGCUUUUAACGUUCUCAACUCUCUGAUCCAUAAAGUGGGGAUGGAAAAUGAAAAAUAUAUUCAAUCCGGCAAUAGUUCAAUCUAUAACAAAGAAAAUAAGAAAAAUAUUAAUGGUGGUGUUGAAUUGUGUCUCGGAUGGUUCUCAACCGUAAGGCCAGGCCAGGGAAGCUUGUUCAUAAAUGUGAAUCCAACAUACACCACUUUCUAUCAACCAUUAAAUUUGGAAGAAUUUCUUUUCCAAUGUUUUUUUCCAAAGUAUCAAAACAUUCCUAAUGAAAUUAAUGCUUUUCAACUGAAGAAAAUUAACGAAAUACUCAAAGGACUACUUGUUAAACCUCUACACCUGGAACCUAUCCAAACUGGGAGACGUAUUAGAAGGCUUCUAGCUGCUACCAAAGUAAAUCGUUUUAGAUAUAAGCCAAGAGCAGAUUCGGAAGAAACAUUUCCACUUGAAAGAUAUUUUAGGGAAAGAUAUAAACUUAAGGCUUCAUCAAGACUUUUUGUUGAAUUAAUGACUGACGAUGACACAAGUAUUGCAUGGCCAGUCGAAUUCUGUAAAAUUAUUGAAGGACAACGUUAUAGCAAUAAGAAGUUGUCUGGAAAACAAAGAGGAGAAAUAAUUUUGCUUGCAAAGUUUAAACCUUCCAUAAAUGAACAAGAAACGAUCAGAGGAGCUAAAGAAAUAUUACAAUUACAGAAUGAUCCUACUGGCGUUGGAAUGAAAGUUGAUCCAAAUUUGGCCAAAGUGGAUGCACGUGUAAUUAAAUCUACGGAUGUUAAAUAUGCAGGAAAAAUCAUGAAACCUAACAAUGGACAAUGGAAUCUCAAAGAUGUCAAGUUUGUCGAAAGUGGGGAACGCCUCGAAUUUUGGCAUGUAGUGAUUUUUGAACAAAGUAAAUGGAUGCCCAAAGGAGAAGUUAUUAAUUUUAUCGAAAAUCUCGCAAGACAAUGUGAAUCACAAGGGAUGAGUAUAGCAAGAAAUAGGCCGGAAAUUCAAUAUCUCCAAUACUAUAAUAAGGGACCUAAUGUCGUGAAACAAGCUUAUGAAGAUGCAAGAGAUAUACUUAGAAGGCCACCUCAAUUGAUAAUCUUCAUUAUUCCCGGUGAAAAGUCACCAAUCAAUACCGAACUUUACGAAACCAUCAAACGAGUUAUGGAUACUGAAAUAGGUUGUCUUUCUCAAUGUGUAAGCGUAGAUUCUAGGAAAAAUUUUCGCAGUCCUCAAUAUUGUGCCAACCUUGCUAUGAAAAUCAAUCUUAAACUUGGAGGAGUAAACUCUAUUUUACCAGAAGAUAAAUUACGACUUCCUAGUGGAGAAGAAGUACUCUUUCUUGGUGCUGAUGUAACUCAUCCAAAAGAUAAGAAUGGUAAAUCCAUCUGUGCAGUUGUUGGAUCACUUGAUAAUCAAGCCGGUCGGUUCAUUACAAAAUAUCAGGAUCAAGAGCGUUCCGGAAAGGAAGAAAUUCUUGAAAUUGAUAAAUUGAUUAAAGAAAUCUUGAGGGAAUAUUGCGAUUAUCAGAAGAGAAGAAGUAGAGUCAAGAAUAACGAAGUAAUAACACUCCCACCAUGCAUUAUUAUGUAUCGUGAUGGUGUUAGCGAAUCCCAAUUUGAACGAGUUCUCAGGUGGGAACUUCCAAAGAUUAGAGAAGCAUGUAGAUUGUUCCGGCAAGGUUAUGAACCAAAGAUCAUUUUUUCAGUCGUCGGUAAACGGCAUCAUACGAGAAUUUUCCCAGUAGAUCCCAAAAAUAGGAUGGAAGCAGAUAAGAAUGGAAAUUGUCUUGUUGGAACAAUUGUUGACAAAAAAAUCACACAUCCUACACUUAAUGAUUUUUACCUCCAAUCACACUUUGCAAAUCAAGGAACAGCGCGACCAUCUCAUUAUACUAUUCUUCAUGAUGAUAUAAAAUUAACAAUAGAUGAAUUUCAAGGUCUAAGUAAUACAUUAUGUUAUAACUUUCAACGGUCCACAUCCAGUGUCAGUAUUCCAGCACCUACAUAUUACGCUCAUUUAACUUGUGCCCGGGCGAAAAUGUAUUUGACAACACAUAGGGGGAAUAUAUAUUUACCAAACGUGCACAGAAAUCUCAAAAAUUAUCCAAUGUAUUUUAUGUGAAACAAAAAAAAAAUUUGGAAAAAUAAUUUGUGAAGAAAUGAUGAUAAAAAAAAAAAAAAAGUGAAUAAAAAAAAAA
This is a messenger RNA of Rhizophagus irregularis DAOM 181602=DAOM 197198, 3064 nucleotides long. NCBI's taxonomy places the organism in Eukaryota, Fungi, Glomeromycota, Glomeromycetes, Glomerales, Glomeraceae. The record is from RefSeq and is a predicted model, not a curated record.